AUGCUGUCAGCACUGCUGGUGAUUAAGACAGUGAUGCUCAUUGUAACAUGGCCAUGUGGGAUCAUCCUGAACUCAUCCAUUAUAGCUGUCUAUCUCCGUGACUGGAAGAAGGGAGUGAAACUUGGGGAGUGUGAACAGAUCAGUCUCAGUAUGGGGUGCAACAAUCUGCUCUUUCAGUGCUUCCUAACAUUUGGAGUGGCCUUUACCUCAUAUGGGCAGCACCUGUCUUUUGCCUUAAAAGUCACGUAUGCUUCCGGCACUGUGUACUGGUUUUCUGUUAUUCUCACAUUUUGGUUCACUGCCGGUCUCUCCAUCUGCUUCUGCCUGAGACUGGUCAAUGUGUCACCUAAAUUCUUCAUUUCAUUGAAAAGGAGACUCUUUCGCACUGUUACCCCAUUCCUUCUGUGGUCAGUGGCAAUUUCAUUUUUUUUUACAAUCCCAAUGACUUGGACGUCAGGCAUAGCAACUAACAAGAAUAUAACAAGUUAUGAUAAUAUUUCUUUUCAUUUCGUUUACUUGAUCCUUGGUGGUUUAUUUGUAAUCGGUGUGCCCUCCAUUAUUACCUCUAUUUGUAUUUUACUUUCUGUGAUAUCGCUGCUGAGGCACAUCCGGAGAAUGAAGCAGAAUACUCAGUUUGGGAGUUCUCAGCUGAAGAACCUUAUAAAAGCCUGCAGGACAAUGUUUCUACUCAUGGCUCUGAAUUUUCUUUUCUUCCUGGUAAUUUUGAGUUCAGUGUUUACACCAUAUAAUGAGGAAACAACAAGGCAAACUGUCAUUUUUUCAUACAGUAUGUUAAACCCCUCAGGUCAAGCCGUUGUUCUGAUCUUUGGAAAUUCCAAGUUACUCAGUGCCUGGUCAAAAACCUUAUUUCCUCAUGGAUAG
This is a messenger RNA of Xenopus laevis (African clawed frog), 882 nucleotides long. Its product is annotated as taste receptor type 2 member 41. NCBI's taxonomy places the organism in Eukaryota, Metazoa, Chordata, Amphibia, Anura, Pipidae. The record is from RefSeq and is a predicted model, not a curated record. The transcript has a single exon. The coding region runs from base 1 to 882 and encodes 293 amino acids.